GCUACUUCAAUAAAUUAUUUGUGGCAACACAUUUUGCCGUCUCAAGUUUCAGAAUCUGCUAAGUGAAGUGCAGAAAUUAAAUAAUUUAGUAAUUAUUUUGCUAUAAUUUAUAAAGAAAUUAUUAAAAGCUCGAAGUUAAAAAAAAAAUAUAAAGGUUCUGCUAUGAAUACAGUUGAAAAUACUAUGGAAGGCUGUAAUAAGAGUUCUGAUGCUUCAGUGAAUACAGCAAACACUCAGUCUAAUUUAAACGAAUGUCCAGUCAUUGAAGACGAUUUGACCGAUGAUUAUAAUGACAUUGAUCUGAGUGACAUAAUACCAUCUGCUUUAGAUCCAACACUCACAAUGGAUAAUUCUGUUUCACUUGUCAGUGGUAAUGAUUCGUAUAAAGAGAUAAUUAAUGUCUGUAGUAGUACUGCGCAAGUCCUUAAAAAGACUAUAUCUGAUGUUUUAAAUUCAAGAGGAAAUGUUGUCAUCACAGAAGUGGAUGAUUCAAGUGAGCUAGAAGCUACACUGAAUCAAAAAAUAGCUGAUUUCAAUAAUACCGUAGAUGGUUGCUUGAAAAAUCAAAAUCAACUAUCAGCUUCAAACAAUGCCGAUAACAAUUCUGAUUUACCAGCUAAUGUAUUAAAAGACACAGAGGAAAAUCGUUGUGAUAUCUGUUUACCAGAAAGUCUUCAAGGUUCCUGUGAAGAAAUAUGUAAUUCUGAUGCUUCGUCUGAAAAUUCUUAUAACAAUAAUGUCGACACAGAACAGGAUACAAAUGCUGGUACAUCAGAAACUAAAUCGUUUCUCGAUGCUCAAAAUUCUAGUCAAGUUCAAAAAGGAAAGCCUGCUACUAAAGAAAAUGAGUCAAAAACUGUUGUUUCUUCUGAAGACAGCAAAAUUGCUAAAAAAUCUAAAAGUGUAAUUUCCAAAAAGAAGGGGGAGAAGACAGUUGAUCAGAUACUUAAAUCCUUAUCAGGUUACUCAUCUACCGAAGAGAAGCUUCAGCAGCUAUGUAAGAAGCAUUUAGAAACAUUGGAAGAUCUCAGAUUGUUUGAACCGAGGCUAAAACAGCUCGAGAAACAAGUUGUUUCUCAGCAGAGAGAAAAAGAAUCAUUACAAGCCGAAUUGAAUAGAAUGAUACUUGCUAAAUCACGAUUAGAAAGUCUUUGCCGAGAAAUGCAAAGACAAAGCAAAGCUGUGAAAGAGGAAAGCCUUAUUCGAAUCAAGGAAGAAGAAGAGAAAAGAAAAGAAGUAGCCAAUAAAUUUCAAACUACUCUUAAUGACAUCAGUACCUUGAUGCAAGAAAACUCAAAGAGGAAUACAGCAUUAAGAGAAGAAAAUGCUGAACUUUCUCAAAAGCUGAAGAUGUUGAUGGAUAAUUAUUCUGUGUGGGAAGAAAAUAUGAAAAAGAUUGUUCAACAUAAAGAGUUAGAAGCUCAGUUAGCAAAUGCCAAGUGUGCAAAAGUUAAUUUGGAAUUAAAGCAAGAAACUGAAAAGUUCCUCAGAGAAAAACAGACAUUGUUAGAAAAUAUGAGUGAAUUGCAAAAGAAAUGCACUUUACUUACUGCAAAUGAACUUCAGCUUAGAACUGAAUUGGGAGAUUAUACAAAUAAAUAUGAGGAAUUCCAAUCAGUUCUUACCAACAGUAGUAAAGUAUUUGCAACAUUCAAAUCUGAUAUGGAUGCAACUUCCAAAAAGAUAAAGAAACUUGAAAAAGAAACCAAUGUGUACAAACAAAAGUGGGAAAGUAGCAACAAAGCCCUCUUAGAUAUGAUAAGUCAUAAAGAAAAACAAGACAGGGAAAAUGCAAAUGCACAACAAAGAAUACUAACUCUAGAAAAAUUGUGCAGAGCUUUACAAGCUGAGAGAAAUGAUUUAAGGAAUGAGUUAAAUGCUUUAACUGCAACUGGAGACUGCCAGAAUGAACAAAAUGUGCCUUUGCCAUCUACUGAAUCUCUUGACGUGGCUACUAGUAGUUCAUGAAAUUAUAUUAUUAAAAUAUAGGAGUGUCCAUGAGUGUAAUUGAAUCCUGUGACAUUGACUGAUCACUUUCAUUAUGUAUUACUAAAAUAUUUAAAUUACUUAUAAAUUAUAUGGUAUAGUAAACGUUUUAUUUGCUCAUAAUUUUUGUCUUUAGCUCUUCAAUAUGCAUAUAGUUUCUGCAUAUGCAUAUAGUUCUUAAGAUAACUUUUUUUAGUUUAUAGUGAUUAUGUUGAGAAGUAUUUUGUUUGUUAAUUUUGUGUAUUGUUUGGAUAAAACGUAAUAACUUUUUAUUUAAAAUGAAAUUAAACACAAUGAUAUUUGGCUCUAGUUUAAAUCCAUAAAAAUUAUACUACAUUCAAUUUAACUAUUUAAAGUAGUAAGUUUGAGGAUUAAAAAAAGUGAUAUGUUACCAUUGAUAGCUUGGAAUUUUAUUAAAACUGGAAUAGAACAAAUUAAAAUUUUGUAAGACUUCCAAAUAUUGUUUUAAUGAUUUAUUUAGUGAAAAAAUUUCUGAGCACAAUUUUGACUUGUAGCGUUCUUUUAUUUAUUUGAGCUUUAUAUUUUUUUGUGUCAAUGUAUUUUUUAUGGAGUUAUGUGAUUUACAACCAUUUUUUAUUAUCUAUUGAAUAUUAAAGCAAUUUUUUAAAACUAACUAGUCUUAAAAAAUCUUCUAUGACAUGAAUUUUGCAACAGAGUGAAACUUUUAGUCAUAAAAAUAUUUAACAUAAGUCUUAUGAACAAUUUAUUUACAAAUAAUAAAAAAAUAUUCGUAAAUAAAAUUUUACAUUAUUUUAAGUUAUUUAGGCUGUUGUAACCUAGUAAUAAAGUAUUGGAUAAUUUCAUAUUUGUGUUAUAUAAUAUGAUAAAAUAAGCUUUUAAAAUUUGCUCAACUUUAAACCUACUAAUUCAUAACAGAGAGUUACAGCACAUCCUUUUGUAGACUUUCAGUUAUUAAACCCUACAUUCAUUUCAAUAACCCAUAUAGUGCUUCCAUAUACUAUUUCCAUAGAAAUAAUACUUUAACUGAAAUGUUAGUAAUAGUUUUCUCUUUUUAAAUAUUUGUUUUUUGAUUUCAAGAUAAUUUUAGGGUUACAAAUUACUCCAUAACAAUAGUUCAUAUGUUGCGCAAAAUUUAAAAAUUAUAUUUUUAUUCUAAUUUCAAGUACAGUUUUUUUAUAUUAAUAUUAGGCAAUUUCAGCCUUAAUAUGUACUGUAUAGAUUCAUUUAUAAAAAUAAUAUAGUUCAGUAUUUCAAUAUUGAUUACAGAUUUGUCAUCAAUAUUAAGUCAACCAGUAGUACUAAGCUGCAUAACAGACUAGAAUAAGAAUUUCUUAAUCAUGUAAUUUCAAAAGGAUUUUAAAUUGAAGAUUUCUUCUUUAACAAUUUUUGUUAAAUAAAAUACUAUUAAAAAUAUUUUAUCUACUAAAUUUGUUAAAGUUCAAAAUAGUUUAUGUAUUCUUAUUUUUCCAAAGACUUGAUUAUUUUUCUUGGUAGCCAAAUUCUACAAAGCAAACUUCUCAUGGUGUAAAUUCAAUAAAAACUUUAUGAUGCUAAUAUUCACUGAAAUAAAUUUGCUUAUGAAUUAAAAUUUCAUCAGUGAUAGAAUAAUUGUUAGCUCAUUUUAAAUUUUGCUUUUGACUAAAUUUAAUUAAUUCCAUAGCAAUCAUGCUAUCUUUUUCUUGCCUGUAUUUAUCUCACACACAAUGCUUUUGUUUUGUGAUUGUAACUUUUAAGGACUUAAAAAUGUCAGAAUUUCUUAAAUUUAUUUAUUAAUGCAACUGUGGCUUUUAAAGACAUUUUUUAGUCUCCUGUGUUAUUUGAAUGUAAGUUUGUUGGGUGGUAUUAUUUUCUUUGUUAAAUGUGUCAGGAAAGUAAUAUAAGUAUUUCUUUUUUUAAAAAAUUACAUGUUCUUAAAUAUGACAUAUUCAUUGUCGGAUUGUUAUGCAUUUAUAUAAGAGAAUAAUAAAAAAUUGAAACUGUUCA
This is a messenger RNA of Parasteatoda tepidariorum (common house spider), 3951 nucleotides long. RefSeq names its product alpha-taxilin. The record is from RefSeq and is a predicted model, not a curated record. Gene Ontology annotation, molecular function: syntaxin binding. Lineage: Eukaryota; Metazoa; Arthropoda; Arachnida; Araneae; Theridiidae.